AUGGCGGAAGAAGCUCCGCCGGUUCCCAGAAAGGUCCGGUCUGCAUGUCGAAGGUGUCGACAGAAGCGCAUCAAAUGCGAUGGUGGUAUUCCUGCCUGUGGGAACUGUGGCCGGGCAAAAGUCCCCUGUGUCGAUGUCCAUGGCGGGAAUAACCAUUUGUCUAUACCUCGAGAUUUCGCGAUAAAAUGCGGGGCGCGAAUUCAGUGGCUAGAGCACGCCCUCCGCUCCUUACAACCCGACUUUGAUAUGUCCCAGGGCCCACAAGUCAACAUGGGAUUUAUUGAGACAUUGUCUUCUUCACAAGAAUCCCUUCCAAGCGAGGCAUUCACUCGAGAAGAAGAAUUAGUCAAUAAGAGGUCUCACUCUGCAAUGGAGGAGUCCGAUGUGGGCUCGCCUCUUUCGAUCAAGGCACGGUCGGUUGCAAUCGACCUAGGCAUGCUCUCAUUGCAGUCCGACUCGCGUCAGCAGCAUUACUUGGGAUCCUCUUCUGGCUUGCUGUUCACAAAACUUGUUGGGUUGGACAGUGAAAUCCAAUCUCCCAAAGACGCAGUGACGCUCCACGGAAUCGUUAAAUCGCGCAGAUCACCACCGAGGAUACCCACGGAAAAGUUGAAGUCCAUCUAUAAAACACUGGCCAGGGAGAUUCCUUCGCCGGAAGAAGCCAGCGUCUUGUUUGGCAUAUAUUUUCAAAACAUCCACAUCGAUCAACCAUUUCUGCAUCCAGCCUCCUUACUCAAUGCCUACCAAGCGUUAUACACAUGUGCCCAAGAAGGGCUUGAUGAAACUGCCGAUGCUAAUGGUUGGAUUUCAUCCGUUGGUCCGUUUCCAUAUAAUGGCAAGAUUGACUUCAGUCUCGGAAGAAGAGUUACGCCCAUAUCAAUCUCCACGGCUGUGUACCACAUCUUCAUGACAUUUUCGCUUGCAGCUACAGUCUUGACGCGAAAGAAGAAUUAUGACCAUUCGCCCUCCAGAUUGUAUCGCACGGCAAUGUCUACCUCCUCGGAAUGUUUUUCCCAUAUUUCUGUACACUCUCUUCAAGCUAUGCUUCUGCUGGCAGUACAAAGUUUGAUUGAACCCGCGGGUGUCGAUGUAUGGACAUUGUCACAUGUGGCCAUGGCACACUGCAUCGACUUGGGUCUUCAAAGAGAGCCGGGUGAACCUUCAGUGGAGAAUCCUGCGGUCGCGGCCACGGUUCAAAGAUUUAUUUUCUAUACAGUCUACUCCCUUGAUCGAUCAAUAGCGACGAUUCAAGGCCGCCCGUUGGGCAUUCGAGAUGAAACCUUCGACAUUCAACCCCCCAAUGAAUCAGACAUAUCAGAUAUGAUCACCAUACCGGACAACGAGCUUUCAGUCCGUCUUCCUCCAUCUCAUCACCUUAUUCUCUCAAUCUGCCGAUUCAAAUUGGAUCGGUUUAUCUCUGAAAUCAAAUUGCUCUUCUAUCACCUUCCGAAUCUUCCAGCAGCUACCCGAACAUUUGUUUGGCCCACGAAUAUCUCGGAAAUUCAAUGCCAAAUCAAGUUAGAUCUCGACGAUUGGUUAACGGAAGUGUCAAAUGUUUCUCCUUCCCCGGACAUGGAGGAGGAAGAGAAAUUGAAACUUCAUUACGAAAAACUACGGAUGGAGCAGUUGUACCACAACACCGUGGCUCUUCUUUUCCAGCCAUCUCAAAUGUUUCCCUCGCCAAGUCAGGAUGCGUUGUUGCUGUGUUACCGCAGCUGCAGUCGACGUUUGCAAGUGUACGAUGCCCUCGGCAAUCAGGAGAUGCUCAUGUACAACUGGCGCAAUAUCCAUGGAAUAUUCUCCUCGGGCGCUACAAUUGUAUACUGCAUCUGGGCAUCCCGGCAUCUUCAUAACACUAUCCCUUUCGAGAAAAUCCUACGAGAUCUUCGAACCUGUUCAAACCACCUCAGUAUCGGCAGUCAGUGGUGGCCGUCAGUACGGGCGGGUAAAGAAAGCUUCGAGAAAAUGAUUGACUUGAUAAUCAAGUUUCUGACCUAUGCGCAAGAUUCUGUUCCACCAGCUGCGUUGCCUCCAGCUGCACAAAAAAGACAUGCGCCUUCCAACUCAGCUGAGCAUGAGAUUCUUGAUACCGAAGUACUUCGGAUAGGUCAGGGAUUGGAUCAGCCGAUACAAUCCCUGAACGACGCCCAAGUACCUUUUGAUAACAUAGAUUUCUCUUCAACGGCUUUCGAUCCACUGAACACCUUUGAUUCAGAUGAACCGUCGAUCGAGGCUGCGAUGGAAACAUUCAUGGCUGAUUAUCUACACGAUGAUUGGGGAUGGGACCCGUUUUCAGGGUCGGUGGGUUUAUGA
Messenger RNA from Penicillium salamii, 2313 nucleotides. Lineage: Eukaryota; Fungi; Ascomycota; Eurotiomycetes; Eurotiales; Aspergillaceae. The record is from the annotation of a GenBank genome assembly.